This is a messenger RNA of Carica papaya (papaya), 2652 nucleotides long. RefSeq lists its product as uncharacterized. Gene Ontology annotation, biological process: DNA repair; DNA-templated DNA replication. The record is from RefSeq and is a predicted model, not a curated record. Gene Ontology annotation, cellular component: nucleus; DNA replication factor C complex. Gene Ontology annotation, molecular function: DNA binding; DNA clamp loader activity. Lineage: Eukaryota; Viridiplantae; Streptophyta; Magnoliopsida; Brassicales; Caricaceae.
CUGGUGAAAGGAUAUGCUACAAACUUUAAAAUCGAGUCUUCAUUUGGCAUAGAGGCUUCUGAGCUAUAUCCUGAGUUCAGUGUUGCUAAGAAGAAAGAUGGAGGGUUCUGCAAGGCAUGGGAGAAGUCCUCACCUUUAUUCCUCUGUUUUGUUGAAGCAAAGGAGGAGUGGUUACGAGCCUUCUGAUACGGAAACAGAAUGGCAAGAAAGUCCAUGGCAUGAUCACAACCAAACAAAUGAAGCUGGUGAUCUUAACAUGGUUUCUGAUUUGCCCAGAAACAUAAAGAUAAGUCCUAUGAGACUUAGACAAAGAAAGUCUUCAAUGUUUGAGUACCAAGAUGGAUCUUCCGCGGGUAAUAAGGAUUCAAGAAUUGGCCCAACUCAAAGGAGAGCUAGCAGCAAGUCACCGUAUAAGCCAAGGAGGGAUGAUGGCAUUGAUCUUUUGCUCAAACCCAGCUUGGAUGUCAACCGAAACAUUAGACCACUGUCCAAAUUUGAGCGUAGAAGAUAUAUUUCUCCUUUUAAAUCUGAAAGAGUAGACAAAGAAGUGGAUGCUAAUGGGGUUAAGGAUGAUGUUCUUGUGUCAAACAGAUGGCAAAAUCAAAAAACACCUGCUAGAAAUGAAAGGGAAAGUAAUUCACAGCUUCAUGGAGUCAGUAAGGUGAGUGAAAGCCUGAGCUACAAUCGAAGAUCAGUCACUGCCCCGAGACUGAGAAAAUGGGAGAUGGACCAACAGAAAUUACAGAACAGCAAUGGGAAUCAAGUGAAGCGAAGGGGAGAGAGAACUCCAUCGCCUUUAGCUAGGAACAUAAUGGGGAAGCAUGGUGAAGUUUCACAGCCUGCAAAAUCACCAUCAGUUGGGGAACUCAAUGAAAUGGUUGCCAACUCAAAGAUGUCAAUAGGGCCUUUGUUUGAUGUUGCAAAUAUUGAGAGCACUGAGUCUAUUUCACCAGGUGAUAUCUUCUUCUCUCAUGAUCACACUGCCUUGGCAAUGCAGAAAAAUUCUAUGCUGAACAAAACUGGUUCUGACAGCCAUUUUCUCCCCGAGCCUCCAGCGUUUUCCCAGAAAAAGUUUAUCUCUCAUCCGCAAGCUGGUAAAGUAAACGGUAGUCUUGAUCAGAAAACAAGAAGGGUAAACUCAAUGAAUUCUGGUUUCUCACAAACUACUAUGACCUCUAGCUCCAAUAUUAGCAGGCAGAGUAGUAAGCUUAGCAGCAGAAGUAGUAAAGCUAGUGAAGUUAGUGGGAGAACAAGCGUAAGCAUGGGGAAGUUCACAGCGAAUAGGCGCAAAAGCCAGACAGAUACAUGGUUUGCCUGUAUGAGAAAGGGGGCCUGCAGGACCCCAAAAUCUCCGGAUAGGACAGCGAUUGACGAGACCAAUUUUAUUGAGAAGGCAUUUGUGGUUGAAGAACUUGGGCCAUUUUGGGCUGAUAAGCAUCAACCUGGUUCUUUAAAUGGAUUCAUUUGCCAUAAACAAGAAGCUCAGCUCCUCAAGCAACUUGUAUCCCGAGAAAGUUGUCCUCAUAUUCUAUUCAAAGGACCAUCAGGAUCUGGAAAAAGAGCCUUAGCAAUGGCUCUGCUACAUGAAAUAUAUGGCGAUCAAUGUUGGAACGUAUCUCAUGAACUAAGAUUUUUCCCAGUUCAGGAAAAACGGCCAAUACAAGUACCUGUUCCAAUAACAUCCAGUACUCGCCAUAUGGAGCUUAAUGUAAAAUUGGAACCAAAUGCUAAAUAUGCAUUAAUGGGUUUGGUCAAAGAAAUAAACAGCCGCUAUGCAAUCCCUCCUGAAGUGAGCAAUGCUAGUCUCAAGGCAGAUUAUAAAGUUAUAGUUCUUUAUGAAGUGGACAAAGCAGAAGAGAACAUCCAACACUUGAUAAAAUUGAUUGUGGACCGAUACACAGACGUCUGUAAACUCAUCCUCUGCUGUGAAGAUGAUGCUAACAUCAUAGAACCAGUGAGAAACCUCUGCACAAUUAUCAAGGUUGAUGCUCCUAUAACUCAUGAAAUCAUGGAGAUACUAAUUCAGAUAGCAAGGAAGGAGGACAUUGAUCUGCCUAUGAGCUUUGCAGCCAAAAUUGCUACAAAAUCGAAGCAGAACUUAAGGAAAGCAAUCAUGGCUCUUGAAGCAUGCAAAGCAAACAACUAUCCUUUUGUUGAUGACCAGCCAAUUCAACUUGGGUGGGAAGAGGUCUUGAUAGAAAUUGCUGCAGAAAUCUUGGCUGAUCCAUCACCUAAAAGAUUGUUUUUCCUUCGGGGAAAAUUUCAGACACUUCUCGUAGACUUUGUUCAUCCAAAGCUGAUUCUUCAGAAGCUUGUAGAACAAUUCCUCAAGGGAAUUGAGGCUAGUUUAAAAAGGGAAGUCUUUUACUGGCAUGCUUAUUAUGAGAAGAGGCUUCCGGCCGGAACCACUGCUUUGCUGAAACUAGAAGAAUUUGUGGCCAAGUUCAUGAGUAUAUACAGGAAGAGCUCGAGGAAUCGACAAUUUGUAUAAUCUUAAUAUUCUCGUUAGUACUUGUGGGUUGAUUACGGGUAACAUGCCAUCAUCUAUAGCUUAUUCUUAAAGCUAUUGGUGCUGGUAGGUAAGAGUUGAAGAUGAAACAAUUAAAGAGAGUUACAGAAAUCCAAAGCUAUUGUUCAUGAGAUCCUGCAGCA